GGUAAUUAUAGCUGGCAGUAAGCUUUGGCAGUUAGUCAGUUAGAAACACUCACUUGCAUAGUCACUUCACAUUCUAACCUGCACAGACCAGAGAAAUGUCAGGACCCAGGCCUGUAGUUCUGAGCGGUCCAUCAGGAGCUGGGAAAAGCACCCUGUUGAAGAGACUCAUGAAGGAAUAUGAAGGGGUUUUUGGAUUCAGUGUCUCUCACACCACCAGAAAUCCUCGGCCAGGAGAGGAAGAUGGAAAAGGGCUGACUUGUCUCCCAAUGCUUCUGGGGGCUACAUUACUUCCUGUAGCAGACAUCCUAUCCUCUGUGACAUCUGAAGAUUACCACUUUGUCACCAGAGAGAACAUGCAAGAGGGAAUCGACAAGGGCGAGUUCAUUGAGAAUGCAGAGUUUUCUGGGAAUAUGUAUGGAACCAGCAAAUCAUCCAUAGAGGACGUUCAGGCACAAAACCUCAUCUGCAUCUUGGAUGUUGACAUACAAGGGGUACAAAACAUCAAGAAGACUGAUCUAAACCCCAUUUAUAUCUCCAUUCAGCCACCUUCAAUGGAGAUCCUGGAAAAGCGUCUGAGGGACAGACAAACCGAGACAGAGGAAAGUCUACAGAAGCGUCUGGAGGCCGCGAGGAUUGACAUGGAGCUCAGUAAGGAACCUGGAGUUUUUGAUAUUGUAAUCAUUAAUGAUGACCUGGAAGGAGCCUAUGAGAAGCUCAAAAGUGUUCUUGUUGAGGAAAUUCAGAAGGUGCAAGAUGCCAAGAAAUAGGAAAGGAUAUACGGGACUUUUCACGUUUUUUCCCGUCAACACAGGACAUGAAGCCUUUUUUUCCAGCCUUGUACAGUGUAUAUAGCCUAGUACAAGUGUUGGUUCUCAUGUUAGACUCUAAAAAGUCGAUUGGCCUAAAGGGUUAAACAUCUCAGUCUCAGUUGAGGACUCAUCUCUAUAAACUGUGUGA
Messenger RNA from Rhinichthys klamathensis goyatoka, 957 nucleotides. It is a transcript of the gene guk1b, whose product is annotated as guanylate kinase 1b. Gene Ontology annotation, molecular function: GMP kinase activity. Lineage: Eukaryota; Metazoa; Chordata; Actinopteri; Cypriniformes; Leuciscidae. The record is from RefSeq and is a predicted model, not a curated record. The transcript has 9 exons. The coding region runs from base 96 to 767 and encodes 223 amino acids. Gene Ontology annotation, biological process: purine nucleotide metabolic process. Gene Ontology annotation, cellular component: cytosol.